AUGCCGCCUAAAACGAAAGCUUCGCAGAAGCGUACAAAAUGGACAGACCAAAUGAUCGCUGAUCUUGUGACAUGUCGAGCAUUAGCUCUAGCAAAACAUGCAGAUACAUCAAAUAUAGCAGAAAAUGUGAGCGGUAGGCGAAAGGGUUAUAUGGAAAUAAUGAAAGAUUUAUCGGAAGAGAAAGGGUAUGCAUCAUAUCGGUUCUCAGCUCAAAAUCUACGAGAUAAAGUAGCACAAGUUCUAAAGAAUAAAGAAAGAAAAUUGCCGCAUACUAACUGCUCGAAGGACACCAGUAACGUAUCUAUAAAUUUCUCUGAAAACGAUGUGUUUGAUUCGGCUCAAAAUCAAAACAACCAACACGAAUAUAACAAUGUAGAAAUUGAACCUGAUAAUGACGCUAAUGUUAAUAUAAUCGGCCAAGUAAACAACAUAAAUGGCCCGGUUUUAUCCGACUGUUUACAUGCAUCUAACAACUUUCAAUGGGGCGAAUUGAAUAAAGAGGCAUGCUCUAAAUGA
Paramuricea clavata is the source of this 516-nucleotide messenger RNA. The record is from the annotation of a GenBank genome assembly. Lineage: Eukaryota; Metazoa; Cnidaria; Anthozoa; Malacalcyonacea; Plexauridae.